UUGUAUUCAAUUUUUGACAAUCCAGUGUUUACUCCUUUGCGAAGAAGAAGUGGAAGAAAUUGGGAAAGUAAAUUGCGGAAGCAUUACUUUCGCAUCUUCAGCCUCAACUAUUUGAAAGAGGACUUGAUAAUGCCUGUUUUGAACGAUGCAGCAGAAACUGCGAUAAAAGAAGCACUGAAAACAACUACACUCGAGAAAACUACAAAACUUUCUAGUGAUGGUGUGAAUAAAGGAAAAGCAUAUUUGACAGAUAAAGGUGUUGUUUACAUUAAGCAAAAUAUAACACCACAGGCAAGGGAGAUAUUUGAUUGUGAAUAUGAAAGUCUAGAAGCUAUUGCAGGAACAAACAUAAUACAUGUCCCAAAGCCUCUUGCAAUUGUGGACAAUCCCUUGGGUGGAGCUUUGUUUGUUUCAGAGUAUAUUGAUAUGAAAACACUGAACCAAUUCUCUCAAGAACUUGGGCAGCAAUUGGCAAGAUUACACCUGCAUAAUGCUGUUCUGGGCAAACAAAAAAUCAAAGGAUUUGUAGGGAACGAGGAAAAUGUCCAAUUUGUAAAAGAAUUUGGUUUCCAUGUUAAAACACGAUUUGGGAACACACUUUUGGAAAAUGAAUGGUGCAGUGACUGGCCUACCUUUUUCGUGAGACACAGACUCAGUUAUCAAUUUAGAUUGCUUGAGGAGAAUUAUGCAGAUACUGAGGCACGAGAACUGUGGUCACAGCUACUUGGGAAACUACCACAGUUUUUUGAAGGCGCAGAUAUAAAACCAUCGUUACUGCAUGGGAACUUACAAAGAGACAAUAUUGCGGAAACUAACUCUCAUCCAGUCACUUUUCAUCCAGCAUCUUUUUUUGGUCAUCAAGAUUUUGAUCUGGUUACUUCACAAAUGUAUGGUGGUCUUGGACAGGCAUUCUAUAAUGCGUAUUAUGACAUAAUACCUAGGGCCCCGGGUUCAAGGAAAAGGAAUCAGAUCUAUAAAUUAUUUCAUCUCCUAAAUAAGUGGAACCAGUCUGGAGAAGAACACAAGAAGAAAGCUAUAUCUUUAAUGAAGUUUUUGUUGAAAGGACCAUAAGAAUUCACUACUACUACAUAAAAAAUUACAGUUGAAAGUAAACACCAUUUUACUAAAUUAAUUAUUUGCACACUGUAUUUAUCUGAAUCAAAAUGUAGCAUUCAGUUUUAGCUUUCAGAAAUUGUUCUGCUUCAACGUAAAGUAUCCGCGAAAGGCAAAGGUCCCGAGUUCGAGUCUCGGUUGGGCACACAGUUUUAAUCUGCCAGGAAGUUUCAUAUCAGCGCACACUCCACUGCAGAGUGAAAAUCUCAUUCUGGAUUUUUGAGAUUCCUGAUUACCUGAACAUAAACAUGUUUUUGAAAUUUUAAAAUAGUUCGCGGAGCUGUGUAGUGGGUGAGAUAACAGAAGAAAUAAUAUAUUUUUGGAUUGUACAUUUUAUAAAUUUUAUGUUAAGUGAACUGGAUGUUAUUUAUUUGUUGUAUACUUGGAUUGCAUGCAUAGGCAAUAACAAAGAUUCAUCAAGCAAAUUGCGCCAUAUUCCUGACUAUGAACACAAGUAGCAUUCCAAUUUGGAAACAUAGUAACAAAUUAAAUAACAUUGUAACUAAUAAUUAUGCUUUAAAAAUGAUUUGUAUGC
Molecule: messenger RNA, 1648 nt
Organism: Schistocerca nitens (vagrant locust)
Lineage: Eukaryota; Metazoa; Arthropoda; Insecta; Orthoptera; Acrididae
Product: fructosamine-3-kinase-like
Exons: 7
Coding region: 130-1071 (313 amino acids)
Source: RefSeq, a predicted model, not a curated record